Ooceraea biroi (clonal raider ant) is the source of this 7502-nucleotide messenger RNA. RefSeq lists its product as uncharacterized. Lineage: Eukaryota; Metazoa; Arthropoda; Insecta; Hymenoptera; Formicidae. The record is from RefSeq and is a predicted model, not a curated record. Gene Ontology annotation, cellular component: cytoplasmic microtubule; cilium. Gene Ontology annotation, biological process: microtubule cytoskeleton organization. Gene Ontology annotation, molecular function: microtubule binding.
ACUGCGAAGCACCUUCCUCGGCGGAGAACGCGACGGCGAUAGUCACAUGCCGGUCGCGGUCGAGUGUACUCGUCGUGGAUUCACAUCUCUGCUCUGCUCACAAAUAUGGCGAUUUCGUAAAUGCCAUCGAUGAAUGAUCUGGAACCAGAUUCGCGAUCGCAGAGGAUCAUGAGGAAUGAUCAGAGGUUUCUGAGGGACGAGACGUAGGGGGAUAUGUCCGGCUGCUUGUCCUCAUCUAUGACAGGAUCGACAGAUGCGGGGCCUUUGCAGCCCCAGGAAGAUCCCGCGCCGCUUCCUCCUGCCACCCGAUCGCCAGCAACUUUGGACCUUAGACCAGUGUCAGAGGACAACAGUUCGUUGGCUCGACGAGGACAUCAUCGUCAUCAGCCACGACGUAAAAUGACGUCCGGUCCGGCAUCCGGACAAGCAAUACAAUUGACUCCUCUCUGGGAACAUGUGGUGCGUACGCGUAGGUUUCCAUCCGAGGUUGAUACGCAGGCGACUUUUGUCGAGAUCUCCGAGCGACUCCGAGAUCCAGAAUGGGAAGUACGCCAACACGCACUGCGGGUGCUGAUGGACGUUUUGCCAACGUUGAAUGCCGAUGUCGUUGACAAGGUCAUGCAACCGGUGGUGCCGGAGUUGAUCAAUAAUUUGGGACAUCCUGCGCCAGCGGUUCGUAAGGGUGCCUUGGACACGCUGCGGGUAUACCUCGUCCAUAGCCCUAACAGAGACAGCAUGGUGAAAAAUAUCCUUCAUGACGGUUUAAAUCGCCCGGAUGCUCACAAUCCAUUCCAGACGAACGUAACGACAGGCGUGAUACUAAGCGCGCCUCUGUUGCUGUUUCCAUCCUCCAACAGUCCGCCUCCGACGGCACAGGUCCUUAAAGAUGCCACGAUCGCUUUCGCAUCUCGACUGGUUCAGGUACCUCAUCAGGAGGCCGUUAUCAAGUCUCUCGUGAAGAUUCGCGACAUGGUUGGCGAGGAGGAAUUCGAAAGUUACUUGGCAGAUUACGACGACAAGCUGAAGAAAAACAUCGACGUUCUUUCCAAGAUUUACAACAUCAAGCCAAGCAGAAAGAAACGAGAAAAAAAUUGCGCGCAGGAUAUCAUGAAGGAGCAAGGCUUCGACAAGUCUUGGGACAGCGACAGUGAUACCUCCGGCAUUGCCGAGGAGGAGGAUGAAGCCGCUAUGCCACCCGCAAGAGUCGUUCUCGAAACCGAGAUCAAAUUCAACGAGGAGACGGCUAUCACGAUGACAAUCCUGGAAGAGAAGGACGAGGACGACAGCGAGAACGACGACCAGCAGAAUAUCGAGACCACCAAGAACGACACGAAGAAUAAUGAGGCUGCCCAUAAGAAUCUCUCAUCUCCGGACAGACACGGACGGAAGACACCUAGACGGGUGCAUUUCGGCGGUGAAAUCGUUAAGUUAAGGACGCCCGACAGCGAUGAGACGGAAUCGAUCGAGAGAACGUCUAAAACGAGGAUACCGUUGCCCGUGUCGCCAGUCACUAAAAUGCCGGAAACGACGAGGAAACGACCGUCGUCGCAACCCUGCAGUCCCCACAUGGAGAAGCGAGGAUCGAGGCGAGCUUCCAGAUCGGCAUCCAGCAGCCCGAAAAGAGAGACGUACACGCACAACGCGCAGUUGAGUCCCAAAAAGAGCAUCCUCACGAGAACUGGAGGGCCUCUCAUCGUCAUCAAUCCCGCGACGGAGGAAACCAAGAACGCGAGGAAUUCUGCGAAAGAAAGAAGAAGCGGCAAAGUGAUUUCAGAAAACGGGAAUUCUCGUGUAAUUAGUAUUGCGCAGGAAAUCGAGGAAGCGUCAAAGAAAGAAGAAAUGGCGUUAGUUCAGGCUGCUGCGUCAUCAGCAGACAAAGCAGAGAAAUCGGCGAAAAACGAAAAUAAUCGAACGAAAAGUGAGAACGAGGUAUCCAGAUCGAGCCAAGAUGCGAACACAGAUAUCUCGAAGGAUGCAGUUUCGGUGCAAGAACUAGCGAUUCUUGAAAAAAAUCAAGCGAAUGCUACCAAUUCGAACAGGAGCGACAUUGUCGAAGAUCCCUCGAAGCAGGAGAGAAACUUUACGCCCACGAGAUCGAGCCCGAAACGGAAGACGGUUAAAGAGAGCAGAGAAAGGGGAUGCGCGAACGAUGAAAAGCCGUCGGAGGGCGACUUUCCUCAUGAAUCUAAGAUGAAUGCUCGCGCGAAUGAUUUUGCGUUUGGGUCGCCGGUCAACGAUGCAAACGAAUGCGAUACGCGAAUGGAUCCGAUAGACGAUCUGAUGAACAGUAAUUUCCUUAAUGACAACGAACAGGCUGUGCACACUUUCGAUGUGAUUGCGAACGAUCGUGUAGUGACCAGUGCAAAAUACGACGACGGCGAGUUCUCUGUUAGGGAUAGUGACGGUGAGGGGCAGAAAGGAAACAGUCAGCAUGACGGAAAGAGCGCGUCGGAGGGAAACGGAAGUAUCACUUGUAGCAGCAGCGAGGGCGAGGGCAAACCGCAGGAACCCAACUGGGAAGAAUUGGGGUUGGUCGGUCAGGAGGUGCUGGACGACUUGCACAACAAGGACGAUUGGCGGGCGCGCGUGAGAGGCUUAGAGAGAGUCGCGUCAGCUCUGCGGACGUCCUCGGCGCUAAUUGCGAUAGAGUCACGAUUAGGAUCGCUCUUGCAUGCGGUGCUCGGCGGCGAAAGGAGCUGCCGAGUAGCUGCCGCUGGCUUAGCGGUGGCGAAGGUGGUCGUUGCCGGUGUCUCAGAGGACGCAUUGAGGAAGAAAUUGCCUCAACUAGCUUGGGGUCUCGCGAGGCAGGGUGGUUCAUCUGCGGCACAGCUCGCUCGAAUCGCCAUGCUUCGACUCAAGCCUAGCUUGCUGUUGGAUCAAUUGUUACAGACGCAUUGUCUGUGUGCUAGAAAUGCCAAGACGAGAGAGAACGCGUUGCAGUUGCUGAUCUUCUCGUUGGUAACAUUCCCGAGUACGGAGUUUAAUUUGGACAUGGUGGCUAGCCGAGUGGCGACAAUGGUUGUGGAUCAGCGGCGCAGAGUACGCCAAGCCGCACUCGAUACCUUGGCUGUUUUAGGACAAAUUUACGAUCCCGAGGAAGUCUUGGAGGCGGGUAAACGAGCGGCCGAGGGGUGUGCCGAUGCCGAAGCGAUGAUAGCCGCCAUCAGAGCACGACUGGCCAGAAAAUCACUGCCAUUGGUGUCGGCUGACGGUCUCGUGGUGUACGGUUUGCAAAUUUCACCGACUGUUCAGAUCGCUACUGGUCCUGACGUCGAUUGGAUCGUGGCAGGAAGCGGUUCAGUUUCGCCUGGCACCGGACGUACUAGGGGACAAAUUAUUGCUACAUCCAGAUCAGCGCAAGGAAGAGCGUCCAGGAACGAAAGCGUGAAUAAUUAUGAAAAUCCGUGGAUCGAAAGACCGAGUCUUGUUACGCUUGGUGUCGGCCUACCGUCCAAAGCUGAACAAUCGACGGCCUGGCAAAUAUUACCUUCGCAAACUAAUAAUGAUAAUGAGAAUGAGAUAAAAGGUCUGAAUGGACGAAACAUAAAUGCAGGAGUUAAUUUAAGAUUUGAAGAGCAACAGCGAUCAUCUUACACGUUAUCAAAUCAGUCGUAUGAUAUUGUCGGAACGGAUGCUAAGAAUCAUAAAGAAGUUCUCGAGCAGAAAACGCGAAAUCGUAAAGACGUUAAAGAAUUAGUUGCUAAGGAAAAGGAAAAUGCUAAUCUCAGAGGAGAAUCCAAGAUCCCGAUAUUAUCAACGCGUUCCAAACCAACAGUAACGCAAAAUCGUGAACAAGCCAUCAAUUCGGAACAUGUUAAUUCUAAUUCGCGAAAGCAGACGAAAGAUGCGUUAGACAACAACAAAAAUCGAAUAAACCCGCGACAAGAAAACCUCGGAUCAUACGCUACACAUCAACGACGGAAGCGCCUUCAACGAGAGGAAAAUCAAGCGUUGAAUCAGACAUUUGAUUCGCAUUACGGCAAUUAUCAUUCUACGAAAGCUUUGGGAGCAACAAAUAGAGAAUACAGUGCUCCAGUAAACAGGCAAGCAACUUUUUCGGAUGAUAAUUUACAUAGUUACGGCAGAUUCGUGGAUACCAAUAAAUUCACGGAUAAAAACGAAAAUUUGGAUAGUACAGGAGGACGUCAACGUUCCUUACCGAGGAACAUGCAGCAGCAAGCGCUUGUCGAAACCUACAGCUCGAUUUACGAACGGCAACGAAAACUUAUGGAUAGAAAUUCAUAUCGACCGUUACAAACUGCACCAAGUUAUUAUGGGUAUCACGAAUCUCAAAAUUUAGAUCCGCAAGGUGUAGAUAACGAGAGAAAUGUGAUAUAUCGACAGUCUAAGGAUCGUAGAACGAAAGAUGCGACAGUGGCGGAGCAAAGGACCGAGAUGGAUUUAGUUUCGUCGGAUCCGCAGAACGGUCGUCCGUUUUCCGAAAAUUUCACCGAUCCUUAUCGCAGAAGGUUACGAUCAUUAUCUCCAUCGCAACUCCAUCGAUCCAGACAAUUCGUCAAAUUAGCUUCCAGCAAAUUUCACGCUGCAUCGAUGUACGAUAUUGAUAAAGCAGCUGUGGUGAGCGAGGAGGAAUACAAUGCACGGAACAAACGGCAUUUCUCAUUCGAGAAGAACUACCGCAAGCAAAACUCAAAUAACGAGGAAUUCCGGUAUCAAGAGUUUCUACGUUCCUUCUCAGUCGGUGGGCGUGCGCGCGAACGUCUCAAAAGCGCAAGCAGUUCGUCGUCAGACGUUUCCAGAAGCGAUCGACAAGGCACGGAGAAUCAAGAUGCGGCAUUGCGGCAUUAUCGCAACAAUAGUGAAUCGUCGACUCCACGGAGUCAGGAUGCCGAUGAUCCAGCGUUCGACGUUAUCACGCAACAAGCGACGAAUCGCCAAAGCGCUCGCGACGAUGUCGAUUCCUUUUUCACAUCGCUGGAUACUAACAAGGUGGAAUAUCCGAUUGAAAUGGCAAACGCAUCGACCGUGGAGGAGGUUUCGAAGGAAUGGAGCAACGAGGAUGACAUGAAGCCGACGGUUCGAAUCGGAUCGAUUUCAAGGCACUCGAAUCACGAAGAGCUAAUCGCCGUGGAUGAAAAUUGCAACAGAAAUACAGGGAGUAGUUCCAGCGUACCUGAACAACCGGAGGAUGACGGAUUGAACGCAAGGAAAAAGUCUAUCGUAAUCCCGAAUGAGCGGAUUCUCCCUUACGAAGAUUCGAAGAUAUUGAAGGAGUCGUUGCAAGCAAAAGCUGGGAGUCCCAAGAAAUCAUUGUAUCAGUCGCCGAAUCAUAAUGCUCAUCAUCCAUCGAUAUCCAAUUCGCCAUCUAAACGGACCUCUCACUGCAGUUCGCGCGAUUUGAUGGGUGACAGAGAUUCUAGCGAAGAAAGGAUAGUUGCUUCCAUAGUACCUGACGAGGAUGCUUCCAUUCAAUCGUUGGACGCUGUUGGUCAUCCUCCCAUAGACAUUGGCAUGACUGGUAAUUCACCGGCGAUUAUUAUCGCGUCGAGACCGCAUUCUCACGAAACGGUCGAGUACACCGAAGACAUCGAAAACGCUAAUUCGCGUAACAAAAUUAAUGCUGAGGAGUCCACGGAGGAAGAGUCCAGCGUGAACGACACCUUGGAGGAUAGACAAAGUAAAGACAGCGCGAGCGAAACGAACACGGAACCAGGAAUAUUGAAAAUCGAGUCUGAGCUCGCUGAAGCCAUCGAAUCCCGCAGGAGAGCCCCUUCGAAAGUACCGUUACGUGGUGCCGGUAGGUACCGAUCGUUUUCCAAUAAAAAAGCUCCGGAGAAACCCUUGGAAAAAUCGAAUCGAAUGGUACAACAAUGCUUCGCGCAGCUUGAGAACAAGGAUUGGGAGGUAACGAUGAAAGGUUUAAAGGCGCUGUCUCAGAUUACAAAGCAGCAUCCGGAGUACUUGGACGCUUGUGCAGCUGGAACGAUAGGCAGAUUGCUGGGACGACACAUAAAGAAUCUUCGUUCGCAAGUUGCGCGAGCUGCGUGCCUCUCUGCCAGUGACGUCUUCUGUUCUCAGAUCCGAGGCAUCGAUCAAGAUUUGGAUGACAUAGCUGGACCUCUACUUCACCGAACGGCUGAUACGAACCGAUUCCUUCGCGCGGAUAGCAACGCAGCCCUGGAUCAGAUGGCUCAACAUUUGCCGCCUCAUAAAACCAUCGGAAUCAUCGUGCUUCGAGGCGCCAAUCAUCAGAACGCUAUCGUUCGCGCGGCAACCGCUCGACUGCUGUCGGACAUUACCGAGCGCAUUGGACCUGAUCACAUCAUGAUUUUACCGCGUGACGUGAAGGAUAAAUUAUUAAAUGCGGGCGCGAAAUUGUUGAUGGAUGGAAAUCUAGACGCUAGAAAUCAUGCAAAGAGAUUGUUUCGGCGAUUGACCCGCUGCGAGGGAUUCCGGAAGGCACUGACAGACGCGGUGCCCGAAACGACGUUAAGACACAUCGACAAGACCAUGAAGACUCUGUAAUCGACUGCUUGGCCGAUAUCAAGUCUGCGUAAUGUAAUUUAACUGUUUGCCGUUGUCUCAUCGCUGCACCAUUCCAAAAGACUGCUUUAUUGCGAACAUUGUUUUAACGAUCAGUUAUAGAAGUCAAUUUACGGCGUAGGCAGAGAACGGCUUCUCUCCGCUGCACGUACAUUUUCCUCCUGGAAGUUACAUGGAACGAAAUGUGAUUCUAGUGAUUAAUAAGCGAAAAAGGCUGGAGAAGGCUUAAAAAGGCUCACGUAUCAGAACUUGAUCUAUUAUUUUUCAUCGACGAAUUGUAUUGCGCGGUGAGGUUUUGAUACUUAUAUAACUUUAAUACAUAUGCAUGUAUAUGAAUUUUUUAUACGAUUGUAUAAAACAAUGCACUUUGGUACAAGUGCAUUUGGAGAACUUGUAGUGCCUUCACAUUGGUCAUUAUAAAUCAUCUCCAGUUUAGCUCAAAUACCUUUCCUACGUUUUCGGAAGAAGAAAAAGAUAUUACAUUAUACACAUGCUGUUGUCUUCACCAACUCUACAUUAACGAGUUGCAGGAAGAAAAAAACAUAAAGCAAAUUUCCGCGGGGAAAAGAAUUCAUUGCUGACGGCAAUGAGUCUGUUUCGGAAUCGGUAAUAUCUUUUUGAAGUGAAAGUUUAUUUUUGUUAGUUCAAUAUAUAUUAUUUCUCACUUAGUUUCUCAAGAAUGUUAAUCUACAAUAAAAAUUUGUGCGGAGCAAAUAUCAAAUGCGAAAAUUUUAGAAUUUGUUCAUAUAAGAAAUUGACGUUAUAAAUAUUUAUUUAAAUUAUUAAAUUUUUAAGUUUAAACCGUCCGAUUUAAAUCUUUUUAGAAAGAAUUGUAUAUCAGAGAAUAACAAAUAUUUAUAUAAAAUAUUUAAAUAUACAUAAUAAAAUAACAAUUUAUAUGUAUACAUAUAUCAUCAUAUCAAGAUAACUGCUUCUAUAUUAUUGAAGGCACAUAAAUCUAUAUAUAUUAUUGAUAAAUAAAAUUAAUGUUGUUAUAU